Molecule: messenger RNA, 6700 nt
Organism: Triticum dicoccoides
Lineage: Eukaryota; Viridiplantae; Streptophyta; Magnoliopsida; Poales; Poaceae
Product: disease resistance protein RGA5-like
Exons: 7
Coding region: 456-6041 (1861 amino acids)
Biological process (GO): defense response to other organism
Molecular function (GO): ADP binding
Source: RefSeq, a predicted model, not a curated record
UAGACUCUCACUACACAUGCAUCCAUACUCUUCAUUUCAAAAUUUUCAGCUUUAUGCACUCCCCAAGCAUCGACCUCCUGCCGAGGAUUCCGCUAGACCAUUCGAACAUGUUUUUCCUAACAUCCGAUCCUACAUGACUUGCGAGGCAUCACCCAUGAUGGGCACCCCCAAGCACAGAGACCUGUAAGAUGUGCAGAUGCACGUUAGCGCACCAGGAAUAAUACUCUGGGGUAGGGUGGGGUGACAGCUGGUUUAGCUUAGCACCAAGCAGCACGCAACAUCUACUACUAUUUUUCCGGCGUGAAGAGGACUGGCUUCUUGAGUUCUAUUCUUUCCUGUGUCCACGCCUCAUCUCAUUGCCUCCGCAUCUUGCUCGUCAGAAUCGAGAUUUUGUUUGGUAAUGGUGGUGCAGAUGUAUGUCUGAUAUAUUCUUGCUCUUGGCGCUCUAGGCGACGAUGGAGGAUUCCGAUGCUCCAUCGCCUCAGCGGGUGAUGGCAGAUCCGGAUCCUAAUUCUCUUCAAGAGGCGAUGCAAGGUCCAAUUAAUGUUUGGCUGGGGCCUAUUGGCCCCGUCCUCCAGAGGCUCCUAACGCUCACGGCUUCUGGAAAGAGUCUGCCGGAUGGACUCGGCGCCGAUCAGAUUGUUCUUCUCAGAAAUGGUCUCAAGAAAUUAUGCUCCCCCCUGGAGGAUAUGUCGGAAGACGAGGUCGACGCUAGCACCACGGCCAGGUGGUGGAUGAAGAUAGUUCGUGAACUUUGUUACGACACAGAGGAUCACCUGGACGAGGUUGUGGGCGCUGGCGCUCAUCUAGAUUUUUCACAAUUUCUUGCUCGUGCUAAUGAUGCGAGGGAAAGACGCGAACGAUUCCACUGGUCGCCUCCCAGGUCUAUCAUCAAGCCAGCUGACCGGGGGGAAGCUGGUGUCAGCCGCCUCACCUCGGAUCCCAUCGGCGGCCGUAGCAGAAAAGUUGACGUUGUGGAGUCCCCAGACAGGCUUGUCAAGCUGCUGGCUUUAGACAAGACUGAUCUCAAGGUGAUACCGAUAAAUGGAUGUGCAGGUGCUGGAAAAACAGCAGUUGCCAGAACUUUGUAUCACAGGUACGGACGGCAAUUUCACUACCGGGCUUUCGUGACUGUGUCCCAAAAUCCAGAUAUGAGGGGUUUUCUCAGCAGCAUGCUCUCACAACUUAAGGCACCAAGCCCCCUUGGCUUUCCUGAUGUGCCAGACCUUGUUGAUGCUAUCAGCGAGCAUCUACAACGCAAAAGGUACUUCAUCGUAAUUGAUGAUUUGUGGACUGCAUUAGUAUGGAAUAUUAUUAGCCGUUCUUUUCCACAUGGUGAUUAUUGCAGCAGAACAAUAAUAACCACACAGAUUGAUGAUGUAGCAUUGGAAUGCUGCAGUUAUAACUCGGACUAUAUGUAUAAGAUGGAACCUCUUAAUGAUGGUGAAUCGAGAAAGCUAUUCUUUGGUAGAGUGUUUGGCUCUGAAGAUGAUUGUCCAGUAGAUAUCAAAGAAAUUUCAUACGAGAUUAUCAGGAAAUGUGGUGGUUUGCCAUUGGCAAUUGUAAGUAUAGCCAGCCUGUUAGCAAGUGAAUCAAACAACUUAAAGGAGAAGUGGAAGCACAUACAGGAUUCUUUGCCGUCCACUUCUGAAGUGAUCUGCAAUAGUCUUCCACACCUUAUGUACGAUAGUCUUCCACCUCGUUUGAGGACAUGCCUGCUAUAUCUCAGUAUGUAUGCACAGGGCUGCGUGGUCGAAAAGGAUGAUUUGGUGAAGCAGUGGGUGGCUGAAGGUUUUGUCAGUCCUGUGGUUGGGCGAGACACAGAAAAGAUUGCUGAGGGCUAUUUUGAUGAGCUUGUCAGCAGUGGAAUGGUCCAAGCCGUGGACACCAACAAUAACGGCAAGGUGUUGUCUUGUACAGUUCAUCAGAUGGUACUGGAUUUUAUUAGGCAGAAAUCCAUGGAAGAGAAUUUCAUUAUCACUAUGGACUAUUUUCAAUCAACUCUUGCACUUGCUGACAAAGUUCGCCGAUUAUCCGUCCAGUUUGGAGGGGUAAAAAACGCAUAUAUACCACAAAGUAUCGUAACAUCCCAAGUCAGAUCACUUAUGUUUUGGGGUUUCUUCAAAUGUGUACCUUACAUUAGGAAUUAUGGACUUCUUCGAGUUCUGGUUCUUCAUAUUUGGGCUGAUCGACACAAGAAGAGUUUUGAUCUCAUGGCAAUCGGGAAGCUAUUUCAACUAAAGUACCUCAAGAUUGAAUGUAACAUCACUGUCAAGCUUCCAGGCAAGAUUCGAAAGCUGGAACACUUGGGUACACUGCAAGUGGAUGCAAGAUUAUCUGCUGUUCCAUCAGAUAUUGUUAAUCUGAAGAAAUUACUGCAUCUUGGAUAUUUGGAUAUCGGCAGUCACUCAGAAGAGAAUGUGUUGCAUCUUGGAGGGCUGACCAAUCUCCAGAAUCUUCAGCUCACCUGUUCUACAGCAGAAAAUUUGGAAAUGAAUGUUCAACACCUAGGCUCGAUCCUUGAGAAACUCAGCGCCUUGCAGUCCCUGACUCUGGUACCAGCUGCUUCUGGCUCCUCUUGUAUAAAUAUUCUUGAGGAUGGCUUCAGGAUGGCGUCUCCUCCUAGCCCGGACCUGCCUCUUCGGAAGAUCGAGCUGUCACGGCGCUGUUGCAUCUUCUUCAGCCUGCCUAAGUGGUUUGGAGAACUGAGGAACCUCUGCAUUCUAAAGAUUGCAAUUAGGAGACUGUCGAUGAAUGACAUUGAUAUGCUGAAAGGACUACCUGCCCUCACUGCUCUCACCCUGUAUCUCCAGACAGUUUAUAAAGAGAAGAUAGUCAUCGACGUUGGGGGCUUCCAAGUACUCACCUACUUCAAGUUCAUGUGUGCUGCGCCAUACCUAUCCUUUCUGCAAGGAGCAAUGCCCAGAGUCCAGAAGCUCAAGAUAGGUUUCAAUUUUAACCAAUGGAGAUCACAUUCCUUUGGAACAAUUGGUUUCCCUCACUUGACAGGCCUGACAGAGGUCUCCGUAAAACUUGGGGUUCGAAAUGCUGAUGAAGAGUUUGACAAAAAAGCUGCACGGUCUGUGGAGGCUGCCGUAAGGUGUCACCGGAACACUCUUAUACUCAGAUUACAAUGCAUGGAUAUGAUUUUUGAUGGCACUGAGGGUAAGCUUACCACGGCCGAAGAAGAAGAGAAAAAACGUGAGGAGAUCCAGAAAGGCAAGAAAAAGAUGAUGGAACGUUUGGAGGGAUAUCUGAACAAGCAAUUAGUGGAUAGCAGAUAUGCGAGAAAAGAUCCACUGACGCAUCAUGCACAAUCAUUCAACGUCGUGACGGGCGCCAUGAACUCCCUUCUCCCCAAGCUGCUUGACCUCCUCGAGGACGAGUGCACGCUGCAGAAGGGCAUCAAGAAGCUUGUCGACUCCCUCUACAUGGAACUGGAGGCUCUGCAAGCUGCUCUCCGUGAGGUGGCGAAGCUGGAGGCUAAACAACUGGAAGAGGUGCUCAAUACGUGGGCCAGGGAUGUAAGGGACCUCUCGCAUGACGCUGAGGAUAUCGUCGAUUCCUUAGCAGUGCGCGUCGAGGGCUCUGAUCCUGAAACAAUACUAAAGGCCGGUAUUGUUGAUAUCCUUAGUCCUAGAACCUCUGCGUUGCUCAGCAGAGGGAAAGCCCGCCAUGAGAUCUCUGAUGCCAUCGAUGACAUGAUGUCAAAGGUCCAGGAUUUGGCCGCCCGACGUGAGAGAUACAAGGUCGGUGCCCACACCGCUCCUAAUCCAAAUGCCGCAGUUAGCUUUGACACUCCCUUGUCGGAUGUGUACAAAUACCCCAAAGAUAUGGUUGCCAUAAAGGUUCCAAGGGACGAGGUGAUAAUGAUGCUGACAGAUGGAAAUGUGAUCAAGAAGCUGAAGAUAGUCUCUAUUCUUGGAAUGGGAGGAUUGGGGAAGACCACUCUUGUUAAAGCAGUGUAUGACAAGAUUCGACUGCAGUAUGAGUACACGGCUUUCGUUUCAGUAUCUAGGUAUCCUGAUGUGACGAAAGUUUUGAUGGAGAUCCUUUUCCAAAUUGACAAGCAAAACUGUAGGAAUCUCAGUUUGCCAAAAUUAGAUGAUCAUUACCUUAUUGAUGAAAUCAGGAGACUACUUCAGAACAAGAGAUACUUGAUCGCAAUUGAUAAUAUAUGUGAUGUGAAUUUGUGGGAAAUAAUCAAACUGGCUUUUGUUGAUAAUGGACUUGGAAGUAGAGUAGUCACAACUACUCGGAUUCACCUGGUGGCCAAGACGGGAGGUGAAGUUUACCAGCUAAAACAACUUACCGAUGAGCAAUCAAGAGAAUUAUUCAGUGCAAGACUGUUCAAUGGUGAGAAAAAUGUCCCUCACAAUAUAGGGGAGGUGCCAACUAAGAUUUUGUCGAAAUGUGAUGGUGUACCGCUGGCUAUCAUAACAGCAGCUAGUUUGUUGGUCGGAAAAUCAACGAAUGAUUGUUCCAAGGUGUACAACAAUAUUUAUUUCGGGUCUGAGUUUGAAGACAACACAAGAAAGAUACUGAAAUCUAACUAUUACGAUCUUCCUUAUCACUUGAGGGCAUGUUUAUUGCAUCUACACAUGUUUCAAGAGGACUGUAUAAUCAGGAAAGAAGCUUUGAUGUGGAAAUGGGCAGCCGAAGGUUUAAUUGCAGAGGUACCUGGAAAAGGUUUAUUUGAGCUUGGAGAGGGAUACUUGAAGGAACUCAUAAACAGAAACCUGGUCAUGCCGGUUGAGGACGACUCAAAUCCUGGGAAGGUAAUUGGCUGCUGUGUCCAUGAUUUGGUUCUCGAUAUGAUCUGUUCCUUAUCAACUGAAGAAAACUUUAUUACCGUACUGGAUAGUAACAAGCAAGAACCCCCUGUCGAAAGCAAGACUCGCAGGUUAGCUGUCCAAAAAUGGGACACGGAGCAGGGCGACCCUCUGGCUAACAUUCGCCCAGAAAGGCUGAGGUCAUUUAACACCAUGGGGUGUCAUUUGAGUAUGGAACUAUCAGUUUCAAGGUUUAAGCUGAUGCGCGUCCUUGCUCUGGAAGAAUGUACGUUGUUUGAUGGAAAUCUUUCUCAUCUAGGGAAGUUACUUCUGUUGAGGUACCUCGGACUAUAUAAGACACCUAUCAAAAAGCUACCGGAAGACAUAGGUGACCUGAUUUAUCUGCAGACACUGGACCUGAGGGGAACAAGUGUGAAAGAAUUGCCAGAGAGAGUGGCUGGGUUACGGCAACUCAAGUGCCUGCGAGCUGAUAAAGGCACAGCAGUGCCGGAUUGGAUGGAAAAUCUUACAUCCUUAGAAGAGUUGCGGCUGGGCGAGGUCAGCAGGUCCGCAGACUUCACGACUGAGCUGGGCAAACUGACAGGGCUGAGGGAACUCGAGAUUUGGAUUGACGAGUUGGAUAAGAACCAAAACAAUGCUUUGGUGCAGUCUAUGAGAAAACUAGAGAAAAUACAAGUCCUAAGAAUUAUGGGCAAUAGGUGGACAUCAGGGAGUGAACUUAAUUGGGAAGACUUCUACCCACCUGUACAACUCCGUGAGUUACACCUAUCAAGCAUCCCAUGCCCUCGGCUGCCCAAACGGAUCACCGUCUCCCAUGUUCCAAUGCUCUCUCGCUUAUCUGUGUACGUAAAGGCCAUAAAGGAGGAGGAUCUGGAUCUCCUUGGGGCAUUGCCAGAGCUCAUCAGUCUGGAGCUGCUAUCGCUGUGGGACGCCGUCCGCGAAAUCAAGGGUGGCGGUGCGUUCCCAAGGUUGAAGUUCUUUAACACGUUCUCACCAUUCAAGUUUCUACCAGGGGCUAUGCCAAGACUUGCAAUCCUUCACUUCGCACUACUCAUCACUUCCCGGGGGCCACUAGAUAAAUUCAAGGUUAAUUUUGAAAAUUACUUUGUUAACUCGAUGUUGGGGAACCUCCUUUCACUUGAGAAAGUGGAAGUGAGACCCCUUGAUGACGUCGAGGUGAUGUGUGAAGCAGUGAGGCGUGGACUGGACCAACAUCCGAACAGUCCAAGCCUUCAUAUCUUAAAAUAAUGAUCGGGUGAGUUCUGUGUACUGAAGGCUUCGAUGUGAACCAUGUCACCAGCUUCAGGACCACCUGAUCCUCAUUCCAUGAGCUUAGUUCUUGCUUGGAGGAAAAACAAGAAAAAAAAAGGAAAAGGAAAACAGUUAUUUACUUAUGGACUUCGAGUGCUAUGUUACCUGUUUCCUAGCUCAAGGGAUAGGUCUUUAUGUUGCUUACUUAUUUUCCAAAAUAAAAAGUGCAAAAAAAAUUAGUGUCUCCUUUAGUGGAAAACUAUGUUUAAAAUGGAUCGAGUUGCUCUUCUAGUGGGAGUAGUCCCUUGCCUUAUUAUUUGGCCGAGUUAAAAAACAGGAGAAAAAGCCUACAAAAAAUUAUGUUCUUAGUUGUUAUACAAAUGUGUCUUUUUCUUUUGGUGGUGUUCUGGGUAUGGGGUGUUGGUUGGGAACUCCGCCUAUGCCAAUUCUAAGGCGACACAUAUUGCCGCGUAGCCGGUUCCAAGCCCGGAGAAAGGAGGAGGACCAGCCAUGUAAAUGUUAAGGAGGAAGGGAUGUACUUAUGCAAUGAUCAAACCAUUGUACACUAUGUGGUGUAGCUACUCCACAAUUUGUUCCUAACUACUCGAUGAGCUUGACAAUCUGUCAAUUUAAAAUUUAUAGUUUACUUCGAUCUA